AUGGGUGUCAUCGACACUAUCCGGGGCCGCGAUGAAAAUGGCCGGACCUCAAAAUCGUUUCUACCAACUCCAGUUUAUGAGGAUAAUACUACUAAACAAGAACAACCUGCAAACGACAUAUCGCAUCUCCCGGGUGAGGAAUCUCUAGAGUGGCACGAUGAAAAGGAGGUUCAGGCACACCCUGACCAGAUCAAUGCAAAUGCCGAUUAUGGUCUUCAGAAAGCUGAGGCUGCUGCACUCGUCUAUACCAAGAAGGUCGUGUUCGGAAUCUAUGGCUGGAUUUGGGUCUGCUACUUCAUGUUGGCUUUCCACCAGACUAUGUUGUCAAACCUGUCGCAAUAUGUAUUAGGUUCAUUUGAUGCUGGACCACAGGUCACCACGGCCUAUAUUACCUCGGCCAUUGUGGGAGGCGUGUUGAAACUACCGCUGGGAAAGACCCUGAAUUUGUGGGGCCGUGCCGAGGGUCUGUUCGUCUCGGUUGUAAUUUAUCUCAUUGGUAUGGUUAUCCUGGCUGCUUGCAAUGGGCCCAACUCGUUCGCUGCUGGAUACACUUUGUAUUGGGUUGGCUACUACUUCAUCUAUCUCAUUUUGGAAAUUUUCAUUGCGGAUACCACCGGGUUGCGCAACCGAGCCUGGGCCUUUGCUUUCUCCACAACCCCAUUCAUCUGCACCGCUUUUACUGCUCCAUUGGCAGUGACUUCUUUUAUCGAGACAUCAGGAUGGCGCUGGGGAUUUGGAGUUUUUGCCAUUGUGCAGCCGUUUGUCUUUGUCCCUCUGUGUGCUGUUUUCAAAUUUUACGAGAAGAAAGCCCAGAGGCUGGGGGUGUUCAAGAGAGAACCAAGUGGCCGGACCACUUGGCAAUCCAUUAUUCACUAUAUCCACGAGUUUGACGUAAUUGGUGCUUGCAUCAUCAUGGCUGCGUUUAUUCUCUUUCUGCUGCCAUUCAGCUUGACAUCCUACGGCCUCGCUGGAUACUCCAGUGCCAAAUUCAUCGCCAUGAUUGUAGUUGGAAUCUGUCUCUUCCCUGCCUUCGGUGUCUGGGAGAAAUACUUUGCUCGGAAGCACUUCAUUCGGUGGGAAAUCUUCAAAAAUCGCUCUAUCGCUGGUGCUUGUCUGCUCAGUCUUGUCUUAUUCUUCAACUUCGAUCUAUGGGACACAUACUUCCAAGCAUUCCUGCUCGUUGUAUAUGACCUCGGCUACACUAAGGCUGGUUAUCUGAUGCAGACCUACAACGUUGGCUCUUGCUUUUGGUCCGUGAUCAUGGGACUGUACAUCUACAAGACCAAGCAUUUCAAGUGGGCAUGUUUAUGCUUCGGUUUGCCGCUCAUGAUGCUUGGGUCAGGUCUGAUGAUUUACUUCCGCGGUGCUGAUCAGGACAUCGGAUAUAUCAUCAUGUGCCAAAUUUUUAUUGCUUUUGCCGGUGGUACUAUGGUCAUUGGAAAUGACAUGGCUGCUAUGGCAGGAGGUGAUCGUGAAGGCAUUCCAUUGGCACUCUCCUUGAUCAGUUUAUUCAACAAUGUGGGAAGCUCGAUCGGAUAUGCUGUUUGCGCCGCGAUCUACAAUAACACAUUUCUUGGGGCGCUCCGCAGCCGUCUCCCCGCAGAUCAGCAAGCUAAUGCUGAGGAUAUCUACAAGGGCACUUUCGUUACACAACUGAAGUACCCAGUUGGGUCUCCGAUUCGCGACGCCGCUGCCUAUGCUUGGGGCUAUUCGCAGCGAAUGAAUUGCAUUGCGUCCACCUGCAUCUUGGUACUGGGUAUUCCAGCCAUUCUCAUGUGGAAGAACUUCAACGUCGAUAAGAAGCAGGUGAAGGGUACCGUCAUAUAG
Messenger RNA from Penicillium longicatenatum, 1827 nucleotides. RefSeq lists its product as uncharacterized. The transcript is spliced from 3 exons. Gene Ontology annotation, biological process: transmembrane transport. Gene Ontology annotation, molecular function: transmembrane transporter activity. Lineage: Eukaryota; Fungi; Ascomycota; Eurotiomycetes; Eurotiales; Aspergillaceae. The coding region runs from base 1 to 1827 and encodes 608 amino acids. The record is from RefSeq and is a predicted model, not a curated record.